Molecule: messenger RNA, 3783 nt
Organism: Aegilops tauschii subsp. strangulata
Lineage: Eukaryota; Viridiplantae; Streptophyta; Magnoliopsida; Poales; Poaceae
Cellular component (GO): plasma membrane
Source: RefSeq, a predicted model, not a curated record
AAAAUUUUUCUUUUAUACCACUUUCUGCCUAUUAGGACCCUGAUAAAUGUCACACGCGUAACACGAACACAUGACAAUUUCGAAUGUUUCUUAUGGCAGAAUGACAACUUUAGUUGUCAAGCAUGACAACUUUCUUUUCGGAGGGCAAGUUUCAGUUUUGAUUAGUUUGUUUUUUUUUUCGGAUGACAACUUUAGUUGUAAAAAACAUCAGGGCACGAUUGCUUCGUGCCACACGUUUGACACUUAUCAUUUGUGUUUAAUUUGAGGAUAGUUCCUCCUACGCUCAACUAAUUUAAUUUUAUACCAGUUUCAAGGAAAAAAACACAAAAGCUACAUGAUUUACACAUACCUUUUUGUAGAAUUUCAAUGCAUAUGAAAAACUCGAUGAGGACCUGCAACAUCUUUAUUUCACUUAUGUCUGUGAUUUGAUUUUAAUUUGGCUGCUCUUAUUACGGUUCUUAUGUCCCUCCUAUUUCCACUAAUCUACGAAAUUCAUGUGUGUUUUCAGUUCUCUGUUUUGUAUUCCUACAUAAACUUCUACCCCCUCGUCCCAAACUAAGUGUCCCCGAUUUAGUACAAUUUUUACUAAUUUUGCACUAAUCAUCGACACUUAUUUUUAGGACGGAGGGAGUAUAUAUCAUAGUUAGGUGUUUUUUUCUUCCAUUCAUGCGGUUUUGUAAGUCUGCAAAUCUAAGAACUCUCAAGAUGGGAGCGGAUUGGACAUAAGUUAACUAGAGCACGCGCUCUCUAUCUAAUAAGCAUAUAUAAAAGCCAACUAAUUCCCAUAUUUUUGACAUCACAGUAUCAUCCAUGCAUGUGUGAUGUGUCUUUGUAUACGCAACAUGCAUGUCACAUCCAUGGCUGACGUCUAUACGUAGUGAAAAGCAGUGGAGCAACCAGAAUGGCCACUAGCACCAAGCGCCUACUUUGCAGCCCAGGCAGUAUACAAUGACGACCUCAUGCGGUGGUAGCUAACUAGCUAUAUAGCUAUAUAAGCACAUGCGUACAUGUACUACCCACCAAGCUCUCCAUCCGUCGUCUUCUCACUUCGCAUGCACCGUGCGUGAUCCAGUCGAGCCUCGAGCAUGGGCAUGGAUGCAAUCAACAACAACAACAACGUGAGCGCGGUGGCACCGCCGUCGUCCAUGUGGACCAGCACGAGCCGGCGCUGGCGCCCGUCCCUCGCGUCGGGCCUCCGUGCCGCCCUGGCCUGCACCAUCGUGGGCGUCGUGUCCGUCUACGCGCCGCCGCCCCUCAAGCGCCACCUCACCUUCCCUGCCUUCUCCUACGUCGUGACCGUCAUCAUCGUCACGGACGCCACCGUCGGCACCGCCCUGCGCGCCACGGCCAGCGCGCUCCACGCCACCGUCAUGGGCGCCGUCCCUUCCGUCCUGGCGCUGUGGCUGGCGCACCGCACGGGCGCCGCCGAGUCGGUGCUGGCCACGUCGGCCGUGGUGGCGCUGAGCACGUUCGCGGUGGCGCUGCCGGAGUCGCCGGGCCCCGUGGCGAAGCGGAUCGCGCUGGGGCAGAUCAUCAUUAUCUACGUAGCCAAGUUCAGGCGAGGGGACCGCACGAGCCACGAGCUGGUGCUGGAGCACCCCGCCAACGUGGUGCUGUGCACGGCGCUGGGGGUGGCGGCCGCCUUGCUGGCGGUGCUGCUGCCUUGCCCGCGGCUGGCCACCCGGGAGGUGGAGGACAAGAGCAGGGCCUACAUGGAGACCGCCGCGGAGAGGGUGAGGGUGCUCGUCGACGCGUUCCUCCUCACCGCCAACGACACCGCCUGCGUGGAUGAUGGCCAGGAAACAGCCGCGGCAUCUGGUAGACGGCGGCGAUGGUGCAUGGCAGCGUGCAUGUCACAGGCCAACCGUCUCGCGUCCGCAAGCGCCGCCCUCCUCCGCCGCAUGGCCGCCGUUAAGGGAGAUUUGCAGUGGGAGAGAGUGCCAGCAGUGCUCAGGCGGUGGAUGCCGCAGCAGGCGGUGGUAGACCACGGCCGCAUCGAGAUGCCCAUCAAGGGAAUGGAGAUUGCGCUCACCAGCACGGCCAUCGCCGGCACCAGCCCUAUGAUAUGCAGCAGCUGGUUGGAGCAUAUGAGAGACCAGAUACGCCUCUCCAUGCUCACUACACAUCGCCACCACCAUUGCAGCAGCACCGCCGCCACCAGCGUCGCCAUGACCAAGACGACCAUCAACAAACAAUCACCAUUAAUGUUGACUACCGAUACGAUGACGACGUUGUUGCCGGAGAGGCACGAGGAGCUGUCUCCUUUCCUCUUCCUCUUCUCCAUGCAUCUCCUCCGUCGUGGCACCCUGCAGCAGUUGGCCUCUUCUCAUCCGGAUCAGACCAAGACUACCACCUGCAGCAAGGUAACCCCGGCGGUCACAGCAGCCGACGAAUCAACCGACGACGACGACUUCUACCUGUCCGAAGAAGAAGAGGAAGAAGGAGCACAUGCCAGCAGCGGAGAAGAAGAAGACCAGCUGCAAGAACACGAGGCGCCAAAUAAGACUGGCGACAUGGAGAAGACGUCCAAGAAGCAGAAUAAGAAAAGCGUGUGGUUGAGGUGGGGGCUGGAAUGGGAGAGGGUGAUGACGGCGGCCAAGUGCGCCGUGUCGCUGGGCCUCGCCGUCCUUCUCGGCCUUCUCUUCAACAACGACCACGGCUUCUGGUCCGGCCUCAUCGUCGCCACCACCAUGACCGCCGGCCGUGACUCCACGUGGGCCGUGGCCAUCGCGCGUGCGCACGGCACCGCCAUCGGCUCCGUAUACGGCGUGCUGGGCUGCCUCCUCUCGCAGCAGCCGCACCUCAUGGAGCUCCGCUUCCUGGCGCUCCUCCCCUGGAUCGUCCUCGCCACCUUCCUCAAGCGCAGCCGUGCAUACGGCCCAGCGGGCGGUGUCGCUGCCGCGCUGUCAGGCAUCAUCAUCGUGGGACGGAGGUACGACGAGGCGCCCAUGGCCUUCACCAUCACCAGGCUCGUGGAGACCUUCAUUGGCCUGUCCUGCACAGUCGCGACGGACCUCGUGUUCCAGCGCAAGGCCAGGCCGACCGCCAGGGCCAGGGCGCAGCUCCACCGCUGCAUCGCCGCGCUGCGGGAGUGUGUGGUUGGACUGGCACCCACGUCGUCAGCGAAGCAGCAGCAGCAGCACAAGACGUUGCUGGAGCAGGUGGCGCUGCUGAAGAAGUACGCGGUGGAGGCGGGCAGCGAGCCCAACUUUCUGUGGCUGGCGCCGUUCCCAACCAGCUGCUACGACAAGGUUCAUGGCAGCCUGAGCAGGAUCGCGCAGCUGAUUGGGCUCUACCAGCACGCCCGAGCCACCCUCAUCGACACCGCCGGCGGCAGCCGGCAACUAGGCGCGGACAUGAAGCGCUUCCACAGCGCCCUCUCCGCGUCCCUGGAGACACUGCUUGAGGAGGAUGUCGACCUUGAAGCCGGCAAAGGAAUCUUCUGCGAGGACAUGGCGGUGGUCAAGUCCUUCCUCGGACAUGCGAGGGAGGCACUGUCACAGCAGCAGCAGGAGGAGGAAGAAGAGCAGUUGGCUGCUGUUUGCCUGGGCUCGAUUGGGUUUUGCAUGGGGGAGAUGAUGAAGGAGGCACAGCAGCUGGAGGCUCACAUGCUGAACCUCAGUCUCCAACCUUGUCGCUGAUGCUGCCUACCUUGUUCGUACUAUGUUCAUGUACCACAUCUUACUAUCAAUGCACUGCAUUGUUCAAAGGAAAAACAAACACUCAUGUACUACUAUCAACAGACAGCAAAUGUAACACUUGUGAUCACCCUUUAUAAAAAUC